This is a messenger RNA of Mesorhabditis belari, 546 nucleotides long. Lineage: Eukaryota; Metazoa; Nematoda; Chromadorea; Rhabditida; Rhabditidae. The record is from the annotation of a GenBank genome assembly.
AUGCAAUGUCAAUACCAUUUUCGUCAAUUAACCUAUAUCAGUCUUCGCGAGAUCGGCGAUUUGAUCAAGCCUUUGUGUCAUGGAAAUAGAAGGAAUCACGAAGUGAAGGACCUGCUUGACAAACACUUGAUUGGAAAGGCCGAGAACGUUGAAAGCAAGGUUUUCUACCUGAAGAUGCAAGGAGACUACUACCGUUAUUUGGCCGAAGCUGCAGCGGGAGACGAGCGUCGUGGUGUUGUUGAAAAGUCUGAGCAAUCCUACCAAAAGGCACUCGAAUUGGCCAGGGAACAAAUGCAACCAACUCAUCCAAUUCGCCUCGGACUUGCGCUUAACUUCUCCGUCUUCUUCUACGAAAUUCUGAAUGCUCCUGACAAGGCGUGCGUACUGGCAAAACAGGCCUUUGACGAAGCCAUUGCUGAACUGGAUUCGCUGAACGAAGAUUCGUACAAAGACUCGACUCUCAUCAUGCAGCUUCUUCGCGACAACCUUACUCUUUGGACGAACGAUGAUGACCAGUUGGAGCAAGCAGAACAGCCAAACGUUGAA